This is a messenger RNA of Mus pahari (shrew mouse), 1969 nucleotides long. RefSeq names its product vomeronasal type-2 receptor 116-like. NCBI's taxonomy places the organism in Eukaryota, Metazoa, Chordata, Mammalia, Rodentia, Muridae. Gene Ontology annotation, molecular function: G protein-coupled receptor activity. Gene Ontology annotation, cellular component: membrane. Gene Ontology annotation, biological process: G protein-coupled receptor signaling pathway. The annotation marks the transcript as partial. The transcript is spliced from 8 exons. The record is from RefSeq and is a predicted model, not a curated record.
AAUACCAGCAAGAAGAUAUGAGUUUUUCCUAGUACUGUUUUUUGCUACUGAUGAAAUCAACAAGAAUCCUUAUCUUUUACCCAACAUGUCUUUGAUAUCCCCCAUUACUUCUGGCCAGUGUGAAAAAACAUUGGGAGACCUGGAUAAAAUAUAUUCAGAAAAGAACAUUACUGUGGCAUUUACUGAUAAUAUGUGUACAUUUUAUGAAACCUGUUACAUAAGCCUUAUAGGACCAUCAUGGAAAACAUCUGUAAAACUGUCAAUUCAUCCUGGGACACCAAGGGUGAGUACACUGUCAGUGCCUUUGGACAGACCAGAAGAGGCAAAGGUUGUUAUCAUUUAUGGUGAAAUGAACUCUACCCUCGAAGUCAGCUUUAGAAGGUGGGAAGAUUUAGGUGUGAGGAGAAUCUGGAUCACAACCUCCCAAUGGGAUGUUAUCACAAAUAAAAAAGAUUUCAGCCUUGAUUUCUUCCAAGGGACUGUCACUUUUGCACACCACACUGGUGAAAUUGCUAAAUUUAGGAAUUUCUUGAAAACAAUGAACAGUGACCAAUACCCAGUAAACAUUUCUGAAUCUAUACUGGAGUGGAAUUAUUUUAAUUGUUCCAUCUCUAAGAACAGCAAUAAAAAGGAUCAUUUUACAUUCAACAACACAAUGGAAUGGGCAGCACUGCACAAAUAUGACAUGGUCCUGAGUGAGGAAGGCUACAAUUUGUAUAAUGCUGUGUAUGCUGUAGCACACACCUACCAUGAACUCAUUCUUCAACAAGUAGAAUCUCAGGAAAUGGCAGUACCCAAAGGAAUAUUCCCUGACUGUCAGAAGGUGUCUUCCAUGCUGAAAUCCAGGAUAUUUACUAACCCUGUUGGAGAACUGGUGAACAUGAANCAUAGGGAAAAUCAGUGUGCAGAUUAUGACAUUUUCAUCAUUUGGAAUUUUCCACAAGGCCUUGGAUUAAAAGUGAAAAUAGGAAGGUAUUUGCCUUGUUNCCNACAGAGCCANCAACUUCAUAUAUCUGAAGAUUUGGAGUGGGCCACAGGAGGACCAUCAGUUCCCUCCUCCAUGUGUAGUGUGACAUGUACUGCUGGAUUCAGGAAAAUUCAUCAGAAUCAAACAGCAGACUGCUGCUUUGACUGUGUUCAGUGCCCAGAAAAUGAGGUUUCCAAUGAAACAGAUAUGGAACAGUGUGUGAGGUGUCCAGAUGAUAAGUAUGCCAACUUAGAGAAAACCCACUGCCUCCAAAGAGCUGUGUCAUUCCUGGCUUAUGAAGAUCCACUGGGGAUGGCUCUAGGAUACAUGGCCAUGUCCUUCUCUGUCCUCACAAUUCUAGUACUAGUCGCUUUUGUGAAGUACAAGGAUACUCCCAUUGUGAAGAUGCUGGCAUCAGGGGCACCUAACUUGGUCAUCCCCAUUUGUACCCUAAUCCAACUUGUUCUCUGUGGAAUCUGGUUGGUAACAUCUCCUCCCUUUAUUGACAGAGAUACACAGUCUGAACAUGGAAAGACCAUCAUUAUUUGCAACAAAGGNUCAGCCAUUGCCUUCCACUUUGUUCUGGGAUACUUGGGNUCNUUGGCUCUGGGGAGCUUCACNGUGGCUUUCUUGGCUAGNAACCUUCCUGACAGAUUCAAUGAAGCCAAAUUCCUAACAUUCAGCAUGCUGGUGUUCUGCAGUGUCUGGAUCACCUUCCUCCCUGUCUACCACAGCACCAGGGGGAAGGUCAUGGUGGUUGUGGAGGUUUUCUCCAUCUUGGCCUCUAGUGCAGGCUUGCUAGGGUGCAUCUUUCUCCCAAAAUGUGUUAUCUUAGUUAGACUAGAUUCAAAUUUUCUGCAGAAUCACCGAGGGAGGAAGCUGUUUUGGAGGCUGGGGUGUUUAAAAAACAUGCCGAAUCCAUACCUGAACACGAUACCUCCCCUUGAGCCCUCCAGCUCUACCUCUGUUGUUGUGUUUGUAAAAACAAUGGAGAUGAUAUAA